AUGGAUAUAGCUUUGGUACGUUCGGCACUCUGCAAUAUUAAUAAUGACAAACAAAGGAGAGUCACAAGGGAACAGAGUCCAAUUUCAUUUAGGAAAGAAAAUAACUUUUCAAGAACCUCAAUCACUUCUGACUAUUCUCCGACCUGCAACAGUCCCGCGAUGGAACCAGGAUCAAAACCCGAUCGCAAGACCAAGAAUGGUGGCAUAUUCGAGAGUGAAACAUGGACUUAUGUCCCUCAAGAUUCAGCCGAAACAUUAUACUCAAAAAGUGUCUCAGCGGAUGCUCAGUUGCCGACAAAAGAUAAAAUAUCUCCGAAUCAAGCAAAGCAAUUGAAUAAUCCUAAAGAAAAUCGUAACUUGGGCAGUACAGUAUAUGAGAAAGAUAGAAGGCCUUCAAAAGGAGAAAAUAAUGAGAAGACGAAAAGGGCACAAGCCGUCGCCAUACAACUGUUGAACAAUGCGCGGAAUGAUUACGAGCGCUUGGGAUUACAUCCUGGUGCUACUACGUAA
This is a messenger RNA of Protopolystoma xenopodis, 510 nucleotides long. The record is from the annotation of a GenBank genome assembly. NCBI's taxonomy places the organism in Eukaryota, Metazoa, Platyhelminthes, Monogenea, Polystomatidea, Polystomatidae.